UUAAGGAAUAUAUUUUAUCUUGUAAUUUCUACGGAAUACUAUUUACAUAUCCAACAUUGUAUAAUGACUUCCAAUUCAAAAUAUGACGUCACACCUGCCGCUACGUCACUUGAUGACUUCAUGAACGACGAACAAAAAAGAAAACAACAGAAAACGAAACUGUCUCUUGCUGACUAUCGUAUUACGUUCACAGUUGCGGGUGGUGUAAAAUAUGUUGAACUUCCCGAAAUAUUCAAGGAAUGUAAGGUGACAAUAUUACAUGACGAAACAAGAAAAUCGCGCGAAGGCGACAAUGUUGAUUGUUACGUAGAAUGCAUCGUAUCAGAGCCUAUCGAUGACGUCAUAGCACAGUUGAAUGAAUUUGAAGAAAUUUCGAACCUGAAAUUUGAAAUGAUACCAGUUCUUAAGGGUCCCCACCCCGAUACCAUUGCUUGGUUUCCGAGAUGUUUGGCUGAUCUGGACCACUGCAGCGGGAAUGUCAUACUUUGCGGAGAACUGUUGGAUGCUGAUCAUCCGGGUUUCAAAGACACGGAGUACAGGAAACGAAGAUCUUACUUCACAGAAGUUGCCUUGAAUUAUAAAUAUGGUGAUCCAAUACCAAGAAUUGAAUACACAACAGAGGAAACAGAAACUUGGCGCAAAGUGUACAGUGAGCUGAUGACUCUUUACCCGACUCACGCAUGCAAGGAACAGAUGGUUAACCUUGAACUACUGGAAAAGAAUUGCGGAUUCAACGGAGCUAGCGUUCCUCAGCUGGCUGACGUGUCGGCUUUCCUACAAAAGCGCACGGGAUUCACACUGAGGCCUGUGGCGGGAUUUCUGAGCCCACGUGACUUUUUGGCAGGACUUGCGUUGAGAGUUUUUAACUGCACGCAAUACAUGAGGCAUUCAAGCAAUCCGCUCUAUACACCAGAACCUGAUGUUUGCCACGAACUGCUAGGCCACGUGCCUCUGUUUGCUGAUCCAAGUUUUGCCCAGUUUUCACAUGAGCUCGGCUUGGCAUCUCUGGGCGCAUCAGACGCUGAUAUUAAAAGAUUAGCUUCGUGCUAUCUAUACACCGUUGAAUUUGGUCUCUGCAAGGAAGAAGGGAAGAUCAAAGCCUACGGUGCAGGGUUGCUGUCGUGCAUCGCUGAAAUGAAGCAUGCGCUGACGUCACCAGAAAAGAUAAAGAAGUUCGAACCGGAAGUAGCAGCGAAUACAGAAUCUUACGUAACAUCCUUUCAACCUAUUUAUUUUAUGUCGGAGAGCCUCGAACAAGCGAAAGACAAAAUGAGAAAUUUUGCAAGCUCGAUCGAAAAGCCUUUCAAAUUGAAGUUUGAUGACGUCACCAAUUCAAUACACGUCAUCGAAAACAUGGUGGAAACAACGAAAAAAUCAGACUUGAUUGAGAGAGUUUUCAUCAAGACGUCAUCAAGCGAUUGUGAUGUCAUCAAAACAUUGUAGUGACGUCAUUAAAUACACGUUGUGAUGGUUUUGAAUAGAUCUCUCAAUCAAAUCGUAUAAUUUCCUGUACAGCGUAUAGACCCUAUAUUAGUUCCAAAUAUGUAUGUUUGUGAUUGUCCGUUAUUUAUUGCAACUGCUAUAGCUUUACUCUUCUUAGAAAACUGAAAUUUCAAGCAAAACGACGGUCAUUUCUAAUAGCUUCCCUGACAGUGUGACUUGAAUUAUUCCACGUGCCAGUUCAGACAUAAAAUCAUAAAUUCCCAUGAAACGUUUUCUGAAACGAUCACCGCGAUUUCGCCUACCCUCUUCCUGACUGCGUAAAUGACGGGACUAGGGUCAUCUUUUCACCGCUAGCAAUGCCACUGUGCUUUAGUGUUUACUUUCACGUAAUAGAUGCUUUUUCGAACGUUCAUAUCAGAAAACACAUUUCUGUAAUUCAACAUUGUCCUAUUGGAAACAAAAUGAUCUAAUUCUAAUGGAUUGUUUUGCCCACUUGCAAUUGAUAUUUCGCGCCAAAAAAUCCCCUUUUUCGCUAAAUAAUGUGACAAUCAAUUCCAUAUUUACUUGAAGUCGCUAGAAUGUUAUUUUUUUUCAUUGGACCAAAUAAUCGCUUCAAAGUUAGCUUAUGUUGCGGAUAUUGCACCACCAAGUAGCAUCACGAUUGUCGACUGAUAUUUUCAGCAAACUCUCAGUUUAGGCGCCACUGGCAACUUCUUAUCCAUAUAUUUAAGCAUUGCUUUUCUGACCUUAUGCAUCGUUUCUUCGUCUACUUUUUUUCAAUAAAUGUAAAUUUUAACAACAAA
Styela clava is the source of this 2246-nucleotide messenger RNA. RefSeq names its product tryptophan 5-hydroxylase 1-like. Gene Ontology annotation, biological process: L-tyrosine biosynthetic process. The record is from RefSeq and is a predicted model, not a curated record. Gene Ontology annotation, molecular function: phenylalanine 4-monooxygenase activity; iron ion binding. NCBI's taxonomy places the organism in Eukaryota, Metazoa, Chordata, Ascidiacea, Stolidobranchia, Styelidae.